GAUCACCUACAAAAAACAAAACUUUUGUAGAGUUCUUGUGCAUAUGGACCUUUCAAAGUCACCCCCUACUUCGUUAAAGGAAAACCUUGGAGGAACAAAGGGUUUUGGAGAAGGCGAAAGUAGAAUUGAUGAAGACCACACUUAUGGCUGAGACAAAAGCUGCAGAGGAGGCCAAACGGACCUCUCAUUUAGAUGACAAUGAGGCCACCAAGGUUAAGGAGAAAGAGGCCACUGCUAGACUCAGGGGGAAGACUACUCUACUAGAGAAGAACAACAAUGACCCCUCUCCUUCCUUCCCUAAAGUUGAUGGUGAUGAUGGGUUCAAUGUUGUGGGGAAGGGUAAACUCACAACACAUCCAUUGAAAAAAGCCAUCCAAGCACCAAAACAGCCACCAUACAUAAGUGAGACUAGGGGAAGUGGUCGUGGACAAAACUAUGGGUAUAGAGGGGGUACUAACAAAGGAAUAGGAAGGGGCCCUGGCCCUUACCGUUGAUGAAGGUACUAUGAUGGAACCUUAUUGUAGUGUUGUGUGUGCCAUUUCACAGAAGUGUUUCCACAUUACUUUUGUUUUUGCUCUAUAUGAUGUGACCGUGAGGAGAGGUUUAUGGGAGAGAUUGUCUAAUGUUGCUGGAAGGAUAAGUACUCCUUGGGAAAUUUUGGGUGACUUCAACUCUGUUUUGAAUUCUAGUGAAAGUGUCAUCUACCAUGCUCAUGCCUAUGCCAUGACUGACCUACUCCAAUUCAGAUUGAAUACUGGUCUACUUGAUGCCAAAUCUACUAGACUGCAAUUCUCAUGUAAUACAGGGAACAAAUGGGC
This is a messenger RNA of Cuscuta campestris, 818 nucleotides long. Lineage: Eukaryota; Viridiplantae; Streptophyta; Magnoliopsida; Solanales; Convolvulaceae. The record is from the annotation of a GenBank genome assembly.